CUUUUCAAUAUCUUUGACGACCAUUGCCAAAGGAGAUGAUGACUAGAUCUAUGUAGAUCUAGUUCUGCAUGAUGAACUCGAACACAGUGAAGACCUUCUAUCAGCUUACUCUCAAGAACAUCUUCCCUCCUAUCACGUAUGCAUUUGCCUAUGGCUCUGCAGUUGUUCAACAACACGGAAGGCCAAAGGGCAAAAUGCUUGAUCUUGUGUUUGCUGUUGAUGAUCCACGAGAAUGGCAUAAAAGCAACCUGCAGCGGAAUGGACAUCAUUACUCAUUUCUGAGACAUCUUGGUCUAGACACUGUCGUGAGAUUGCAGCAAUUAUCGGCAGGCGUGUACUAUAAUACACUGGUUACAGUUGAUACACAGCUGUUGAAGUAUGGUGUGAUAUCUACUGAUGACUUACUAAACGAUCUGCUAAAUUGGAAAUGGCUAUAUAUUAGUGGAAGAUUACACAAGCCGGUGCUUUAUCUUACUAAAGAAUAUCAUUCCCCAAUUUUAAAUGCUCUGAAAGACAACCAUCGAUCUGCGGCCAUUUGUGGCGUACUACUACAGGACAGAGCAGAGUUCACAGAGGAACAACUUUUUAGCAAAAUCACCGAGUUGUCCUAUAAUGGGGACUUCCGACAGUUGGUGGGAGAAGACCGGCACAAAAUAAACAAUAUCGUGGCUGCAAGCCAUUCUGAGUUCUCCCGGCUCUACCGUCCAUAUUUGGAUGAUUUAGUGGACUACUCUAGUGGAAAAUUAAUAAAGAGACCAGACGUGUUAAAGAGCCAACUUCAAGUAUUACCCCUUACUGUGCGAGAACAUCUCGAAAAUGGAAUGAAAUUAGAUGAAGCUCUGAAGGCUAUUGUUCGUGCGAGCAGCAUCAAGCAGAGCAGUAAAGGGGUAAUAACUGCAGGAUUGAAGAAAACGGCCAAGUACAGCUUUUCAAAACUACAGAAGAUGAUCAAGAGCUACCGUUAAAAAAAGUUUUAUUGUCCAUUGUCCUAAACUCUAGCAUCUAUUGUCCAAAAACUCCAAACUAUUGUAGCAUUGUUUUGUGAAUCCACAGACACUAUAUUAUUUCUUGAUUUAGCACUUAUACAGCUUCCAAAAAACUUUCUCUUUUAUAA
Halichondria panicea is the source of this 1114-nucleotide messenger RNA. Its product is annotated as phosphatidate cytidylyltransferase, mitochondrial-like. NCBI's taxonomy places the organism in Eukaryota, Metazoa, Porifera, Demospongiae, Suberitida, Halichondriidae. Gene Ontology annotation, biological process: cardiolipin biosynthetic process; CDP-diacylglycerol biosynthetic process. The transcript has 8 exons. Gene Ontology annotation, cellular component: mitochondrion. Bases 69 to 965 code for a protein of 298 amino acids. The record is from RefSeq and is a predicted model, not a curated record. Gene Ontology annotation, molecular function: phosphatidate cytidylyltransferase activity.